Tetranychus urticae (two-spotted spider mite) is the source of this 3201-nucleotide messenger RNA. Its product is annotated as polypeptide N-acetylgalactosaminyltransferase 1. Gene Ontology annotation, cellular component: Golgi apparatus. NCBI's taxonomy places the organism in Eukaryota, Metazoa, Arthropoda, Arachnida, Trombidiformes, Tetranychidae. Gene Ontology annotation, biological process: protein O-linked glycosylation. The record is from RefSeq and is a predicted model, not a curated record. Gene Ontology annotation, molecular function: polypeptide N-acetylgalactosaminyltransferase activity.
UUUUGUGUAGCCUUCACCUGUGCUGUCCGUUAGAUAAUGUUAGAUUAGAGUAGAAAGAGUGUGAUGGAUGUUAUUUUGGGAAAGACUGGAGAGGAAAGGUGAGUGUGCUGAAUGGUCAAAGGCACCAAAUCUGGGAAUAUUCCGAAAGAAGAAUUCUCAAAAAUGAGAAAUUUUAAUUAAAUGAAUUUAAUCUUCUGACCAGUGAUAGAAUUGCUUCAAACCGAUCUUUGCCUGAUGUUAGAAAGGAUUCAUGCAAGAAUGAACAUUAUCCAAGUGAAUUACCUACAACCAGCAUUGUCAUUGUUUUCAAUCUCUAGCAUAAAUGAAGCUGCCAGAUGUUUGAGACUUCAAUUUAUUUGCUUUCAUAACAUCGAUUGAUGUGGUCAAUUAGCAGUUAAUUAAUUAUUUUUUUGUUAUGACUUUACAAACAAGUGAAAGCCUUUCCUGUCAUCAAACAUUGUACAGAAUGUUAAUAAGACUUCGUUUAUUUAGAUGGAGUACUUACCGGUUAAUAAUAUUGUCAUCUUUUAUCUGGAUUCUGGUGGGGUUCAGUGUACUUGUGUAUUAUAUGGACUGUUUAGGUAGUUCUGGUAUUAAUUGUGUUGGUGGUAAACAACGUAAAUUAUUUCAAUUAUCAUCUUCUAGUGCAAAUAAUCCUAACAAUGUGAAUUUUAAUUACAAUGGAUUAGAGGAAUCAAUUGAAAAUGAUUUAUCAAAUUUAAAUAGUGAUAAUUUAAUUGUAAAUGAAAAUGCCAAUUCCCUUCUUUUACCAUUUAAAUCAAAUCAACUUAGAAAAUGGAAAUCACCAGUCUUGGCUACAAAUCCAAGUUCAUGGCCUGGUGAAAAGGGUAAACCCGUGAAUAUUCCGAAAGAAGAAGAAUCUCUUAAAAAUGAGAAAUUUAAAUUGAAUCAAUUUAAUCUGUUGGCCAGUGAUAGAAUUGCGUUAAACAGAUCUUUGCCUGAUGUUAGAAUGGAUUCAUGCAAGAAGAAACGUUAUCCAAGUGAAUUACCUACAACCAGCAUUGUCAUUGUUUUUCAUAAUGAAGCUUGGUCAACUUUAUUACGAACUGUUCAUAGUAUUAUCCGAACCUCACCAAGGACUCUUCUUGAGGAGAUUAUUCUUGUUGAUGAUGCUAGUGAUGGAGAACAUUUAGGUAAAAAAUUAGAAGAUUAUGUGGUUACUUUGCCGGUCCCUGUUCAUGUAUUACGAACGGGGAACAGAUCGGGAUUGAUUCGAGCUCGUCUUUUAGGAGCAUCACAUGUUAAAGGUCAAGUAAUUACCUUUCUAGAUGCUCAUUGUGAAUGCUCAAAAGGAUGGUUGGAACCUUUAUUAGCAAGAAUAAGAGAAGAUAGAACUCGUGUUGUUUGUCCAAUUAUUGAUGUGAUAAGUGAUGAUAAUUUUGAAUAUAUCCCAGCAUCUGAUAUGACAUGGGGAGGAUUCAAUUGGAGACUUAAUUUUAGAUGGUAUCGAGUUCCUCAACGAGAAAUUGAUCGUCGUAAUGGUGAUAGAAGUGAACCCGUUAGAACACCUACUAUGGCUGGAGGAUUAUUCUCUAUUGAUCGUGAUUACUUUGAAUAUCUUGGUAAAUACGAUGAAGGAAUGGAAAUCUGGGGAGGAGAAAAUCUUGAAUUAAGUUUCAGGAUCUGGAUGUGUGGAGGAACACUUGAGAUAGCAACUUGUUCUCAUGUUGGUCAUGUUUUUCGUAAAUCUACGCCUUACACUUUCCCUGGCGGUACAACAAAGAUAGUUAAUCAUAACAACGCUCGUUUAGCUGAUGUUUGGCUUGAUGAAUGGAAAGACUUUUAUUAUGCCAUUAAUCCAGCAGCUAAGAAGGUUAAUAAAGGUGAUACAAAAGGACGAAAAGAGUUACGAGAAAAAUUGAAGUGCAAAAGUUUCCGUUGGUAUCUUGAAAAUGUUUACCCUGAAUCUCAAAUGCCAUUGGAUUACUAUUCAUUGGGUGAGAUUCGUAAUGUUGCCAUAAAUCAUUGUCUUGAUACAUUUGGACGUAAAAGUGGUGAAAAUGCUGCAAUGAGCCAGUGCCAUGGAAUGGGUGGUAAUCAGGUGUUUGCUUAUACAAAACGUAAACAAAUCAUGUCAGACGAUAAUUGUUUAGAUGCUUCCAGUAAAAAAGAGCCUAUCAAAAUGAUCCGCUGUCAUGGAUUAGGAGGUAAUCAAAUGUGGGAAUAUCAUCCGAAAGAGCAAACAAUUGUUCAUGUAAACACUGGACUAUGUUUGGAUAAAGCUGACCCAUCUAAGGAUUCAACAUUGCCCCAAUUGAAAGAAUGUGAUGGCAGAAAAUCACAGCGAUGGAUAAUGAGCUCCAAUUUUGAAUGGCAAGCAACGGAUCAUAACAAUGCUAACAAUGAAACAAAUGAUAAACACGAGGCCAGUGCCAAUGAAUCUGCGUGAAAGAAAUGACUCUUCAACCUGAAAUUCAACUAUGCUCACUUUUUAAUCACACUGUUUUCCUCCGAAUUGAAUUUGCUCUCAAGUAGACAAUUAAGAAACUUGCUCAUCCUAAUUUUUGUGUAAUAUUCAUGGAAUGUUUUUUUCUUGCUAAAGGUGAUUUUAAGUGUCAUUUUCGCUAAUUACAGAAACUGUAAGUGGUGAUUGCUGCAAAAAUCAUUGUGAUGGUGAGAAUAUCGCAAAUCAAUUCGACAUUCCAUAUGGAUUCUCAUGGAUUCAUUAUUACAACUCUGUUGUCCAUGGUGCAUAAGAAGACCGUUUAAAGUGUAAUUCAUCUCGAUAUAAAUCAGUUGUGCCUUUUUGAUAAAUUAUACAUAACCCAUAAAACCGAUAUCUACAAACUUUACUAAUUAUUCGCAAAAUUCUGGUUCUCCAUUGAAAUAUUCACACCAAAUCAACUUACACCUAAAACUUAACUCAACCUUUAUAUUUUGCUAAUUCAAAUUUUUGCCAACUAAAUUGUUUAAUUCGAGUUUUGAUUUUUACAUAAACUAAUCGCAAUAUUUUUACCUUCUCUUAUUUCUUUAACAAUAUCUAUUUGAGUUGCAAUAUUGUAAAUUUUUCCUCCUUAAUCGCAAAUUAAUGACAUCAAAUCAAACUACAUUUUUCUACAGCCAAUUUAGCAAUAUGCAAAAAUUUGAAUAUGUAAAAUCUGAUUGAUGUAAAUUAUCAAGCAAAUAGUAAAGGAAAAAAUAAAUGGAUUAUAUCAGGCUUGUUGAUAUAACUUAAUUUAA